GCGUUCCAAUUUGUGCCGUGAGCCCCGGCGGAUCUGCUGCCAAUACACCAACCCCCGCCGGGAGCACUGGAAGCAAAGCCUGCAUCCCCGCAACCAGCCAGCUCCGGAGCCGGCCCCCAGCCAUGCUGCUGGACCUUUAAGGAGCCUCCUGCCCUGGGACACUCCGCCACAGCAGGCUCCCUCCCCCCUUUCCCGUCGCCUGCUCCCCAGCUCCGGCCGGGUCAGCUCGGCGCUCGCUGCCCCGGGACGUGGCCGGAGAGUGGAAGCAGACCCAGGAAAUCGAGACGUUUCUGUGGGACCAGAGAAACAAACUCAGGGACUCCAGGAUUUGGAAGGUCUCUGUAGCGCCAUUGAAGCUGGGCCUUCCAUUGCUACCUCCUUCACCCCCACUCCUGCACCAUGUUCCAGCGCCUCACCAGCCUCUUCUUUAGCACCAGCCCACCCUCUGAGGAGCCCCCCUCCCCCAAAGCCUUCAUCUGCCCUGAGGAUGAGGAAGAAGUGGAUGGAUGGCUCAUUAUUGACCUGCCUGAUAGUUUUGCUGCCCCACCAAGUCCCAAACCAGCCCCCUCCUGCUUGCUGGAUGAGAGUUGGUUUGUUACCCCUCCCGCGUGUUUCACUGCAGAGGGGCCUGAGCUGGGGCCUGCCCACCUGGAGAGCAGCCCCUUGGAGGACCUGCUCAUCGAGCACCCCAGUAUGUCUGUCUAUGUCACUGGCAGUACCAUCGUCCUGGAGCCUGGGCCUGAUCCCACCCUGACCCCACCCCGGAGCCCACCCCCAGCCAGAGCUGCCCACCGGGAGGUCAUGCAAGCCCGAAGGGAUCCAGGUCCCAGGCACCACACAGCCUCGAUACCCCCUCGGACAGCAGUGCUAGAAAAGGCCAGUCAGGCCCGGUGGGUGCAGCGGGCCCUCCAGAGGGCCGACAGACAGAGGCUGAGCCCGAAAGUUGUCCAGCGGCAGAAUCGUGUUCGAGAGCGCCACCCCCGUCGGUCUAAGCAUCAGGGCAGCUUUCUCCACCAGCCGUGCCAGCGCCAGUUCAAUUACUGACGCCCCCUGAAGUCUCCUGUCUGCCCAUUCUGGGCUGCUCCAAUCUACACUGCUCUCAAAUAAACCUCUCACCAGCCUUCCUCCCUCCCCUUCCCCACAGACACUACCCCUCACCCACUUAUUCUCACCAGCCUGCUCCUGCCACCUGUUCUGGACCUAAGUGGUGACCCCCAUAUGCUCCAUGGACCUGUUGGCCAAGGCCCUGCUUCUCCAAAGGAGCCUCUACCCAAGGAGAGCCUAGAGGGAGAGAGGUGUUGUUAGCCAUCCCUAUGAGGUAACUGCCUCCCUCUGGUCAUUCCCCCAUCCAGAGAUGCCAGCCCCUUACUUCGGAUCUCUGCAUUCCCCACCUCUAAAUCCUGUCUUGUGAAUUCUGAUUCCCUUCUUCAUUCCCCAACCUUGACCCCCUUGUUUCCCUACAUCUAACUCCACCUACACACAUACAAAACACUGGUUCCAUCACAACUCUGCCCCUCCCUCCUAGGAUAUGUCAGACAGUGACAGAAGUAUCUUUUCUAAGGCUCCCUGACAAGUCUUGGCAACUAGGUUGCAAUGCCCUAAGGCCCAAUUCCUAUUGUUUGUACCCUAAGACAGAGUCCCUAGAGCUGGCCCAGGCCUCUGAAGGUAAAGUAUGUUGGAGAGGGCUGUGAGAUGUGAAACUGAAGAGUGAAAGAAUGGAGGGAUUCAGACAGGGACAAAAAGUCAGAGACAGUCUUGAAAAAGAUAAGUCAGAAGAAAAGCAGCUCUGGCGGAGGGAACCCCUGAGCACAGGAAAGCUGGAUUUUUAUUAGCUGAGAGGGACCCACCACCCUAGCUUAGUAGACUGCUUUAUGGAGUAAGUAGGUGGUUUCCUUAGUCUGAUGUCACCACACACCAUGACCAGAAAGGACUUCUGGUCCAGGUGACUCCUCCCUUUCCCAUCUUGCCUCAAGGUAUUAAGAGUUGGGGGGAUCCAGGAGACCCUGUGAAGCCUGGGCUAGCAGUUUUCCUGGGGGUAGGGAAGCUCUCCAGGGACUGGGUUGAGGGCAAUGAAAAGGAUAACUUCUGAUAGCCUGAUAGCUCUAAAUGACUAGGCUGGCUGCCCAAUUUACUUCCUGCCCAACACCAGAGUGCUGUGCUUUGCAUUAUAAAUGUCUCACCCACCCUAGAGCUAGGGAGAAUCCUCUCUGCUCCAGGAUGGAUAGAUCUUCUGGUGGUCCCAACCCUUCCUGUGUUGACUAUUGUUUAGAUCCAGGCCUUGGAAGAAGGUUGGAGAAGCACCACUUCUGGCCUUUUCACUGCCCAUUCAUUCUGAGGUUCUCACCCCUAGGAAACGAGCUAUUAGUAUCAAGUUUUACUGAGGUUCCCUACCUUCCUUCCACCUGCAGAAACCAGGUGGCUGUUUUUUUUUUCCCAAAGGUGUGUGGGAGAGGAAGAGAAGGUCCCCAAAGCCACGGUCAGCCUGGGACUUAAGAAGUAGCUGCCCCUUUUGAUGCUGUGAGCUGUGAAUUCUGGACUUAGAUACCAGCAACUGUCCCCUAGCAAUGCCCUGAAUUGCCCCUGUCAGUUUCUAGAUGUCAUUCUUUUUUCCUGUCUCUUCAUCUUGAUUUAUUUCUUAUGCUAAUUCUGUCUCUUGAAACUUUCAAGGAUCUUUCCUCUUAACACGAGUCAUUCUGUCCACAUGCCCCUUUUCCCAUUACUUGGCCCUGGCUCUACAGCCAGAGUACAAUAGGGCUGGCUUCCUGGGUUCAGGUGCCUAUAGCUUCAUAACUACGUGGGCAGAGGCCACAGCCCCAAGGAGCAAACCCCAAAUUAUUUUUUAAAAAUUAAAACAAGAUGACAUUUUAAGAAUACUUUCAGCUCACUCAGAAGUCAGUGAUUAAUAUCAUACCCUGUACCUUCUAAGGUUCCCUCAACCCUCUUUCAAGAGUCUUUCCCCAAAUCCCACUUCAGUCACCUCACACCCAGCUAGGCUGUGGCUCCCUAACAUCUGUUUUUCAAAGUUCCCAUCUUCUCCGUUCCAGUGCUGAGGAGCUGGGUUUGGCUCCUAGUAGCUGUUUAAUGGGGACUGGAGUGAAGGAAGUCUGGAGAGCAGGAGCCAAUCAUCCUAAAACUUGCUUCCCUGCCCCACCCCCGUUAAUGCCUCUCCUCUCCUCAAGACUUCUUGAAGUCUUUAUACCCAAGGAUCAACACAAGCUGAUCAUGAGACUUUUCUACCAUCCCAUAGACACUGUAGCAUCUGAGUGUGGCAAUAUUUUAUGUCAAGAUUUUUAAGACCUGACACCACUCCGUCCCCUGUUUGUUCGACUACAGAGCCACCAGAUUUUCUCAUGCUAUAUGGACUGUGUAUGUGCCUUUCACCCUUAGCAUGGUUCAGGGUUUCUCAAACCACAGAACUUGAACAAAUUAAGGAACCAGUAUUCAUGAAGUCCUAUGCAACCUAAGACAGGGAGUCAGAGUCUGCAAUGACAACUGUUUCAGAGACAUUGGGGAAAUGACCAGUUUGUGAGGAGUAUUAGCUAGACAUCAGUAUAACCAGCACUUCAACAAAAUUGUGUGUGUUCGAGUGAGUGUGUGUGUGUGUGUGUUGGGGGGAGAUGCCCAUCUUUUUGUUCUAAGGGUUUGUUUUUAAAAAGUAAGCACUGUUCCCAAGGGCAGCAUCACUUUUUCCUGUUGAGUCUUGAGAGCAUGAACCUGCCCUUCUCUUGCCCCAAGUAUCACUUCCUGGCCCCCUGCUCCCCACUCUUGUCCUAAGAGGGCCACUGUGUGUGUGUGUUUACCUGUGCAGUUGUGACCGGUUUUAAGCAUACAUGUGCAACCAGAAAUCCACCAAUCCACUCCUUAGACAGAGCGCCUCCUCUCCUCUCUCAGAGGGCAUCACUGCCCCCCAGGUGCUCCAGAUCUCGAAUGCCUUACUAAAUCCAAAUGGCUUUGAACUAGGGGGCUUAAUGCAGACAAACCACCCACUUUCUGAUACCUAUGACUGUAGCCCUGCCGCCUGGUUCCAAACAAAGCUAACAAGCUGCGUCUCUGUCAUAUGCUGAGCCCAGAUUGUAGGAGGAACCUUCCUUAGGAUGUUCAAAAUGUGUGUUGGUGGAAUCAAGGAUGCAACCACCUUGACUCUGUCGUGGUGUGUGUGUAUGUGUGUGUGCGCGCGUGUAACAGGACUCGAGUGUUAGACCGUAAUGCUAUUCCUCUGUGGGGGAAAAAAUUAAUAUAAAAGAAAACACAAGAAAUAAAAAUCUAUUUAAAGCAUA
Molecule: messenger RNA, 4277 nt
Organism: Trichosurus vulpecula (common brushtail)
Lineage: Eukaryota; Metazoa; Chordata; Mammalia; Diprotodontia; Phalangeridae
Gene: TP53INP2
Product: tumor protein p53 inducible nuclear protein 2
Exons: 5
Coding region: 400-1044 (214 amino acids)
Biological process (GO): positive regulation of DNA-templated transcription; autophagosome assembly
Cellular component (GO): autophagosome; nucleus
Source: RefSeq, a predicted model, not a curated record